AUGGCCGCUCUCACGCCGCGUUGGUGCGCUGGGUCGCGGAAACCGCCGCUCGUUCGUCGGAGGCACCGGCUGGUGUGUCGAGCGGGCCCCGGGCCAGACAGGACCGCACAGCCAGUGCUGAUCAUCGGAGGUACGGGCAGGGUGGGGUCAUCGACGGCGGACGCGCUGCUUUCCACGGGCGCGUUCCCCUCGGUGGCCAUUGCCUCGCGCCACGAAAAGAGUGCCGAUGCCGCACGCGCGCGGCGGCCGAAGCUCGCGGACUGCAAGUUCUUCGAGUGCGAUGUCGAGGAGAAGAAGAGCGUGAUGCGGGCGAUCGAGGCGUCCGGAGCCGGCACGGUGGUGCACACUGCGGGGCCGUUCCAGGGGCGGCAAGGAAGCGUCGUGCUGGAGGCCGCCAUCGAAACGGGCGUGUCCUACAUGGACGUGUGCGACGACACCGAGUACUCGCGCCGCGCAAAGAAGCUCAGUGACAAGGCGGCGGCCGCGGGCGUCCCGGCGAUCAUCACGGGCGGCAUCUACCCCGGCGUCAGCAACGUGAUGGCCGCGCACAUGACCGCCAUCGCCCGGCGAGAAUACACCCCCGAGGGCCUCAAGGCCGACACGCCGGACAAGCCCGACGAGGCGAAGCGCUGCCUGUACUCGUACUACACGGCCGGCACCGGCGGCGCGGGCCCCACGAUCCUGGCGACCUCGCUGCUGCUGGCCGGCGAAGACGUCGAGGCCUUCAAGGACGGCGAGAAGGUCGUGCUGCCGCCCAUCAGCAACCGACGCGUCGUGGACUUCGGGCCAGGCCUUGGGCGCAAGAGCACGUACCUGUACAACCUUCCGGAGGUGGCGUCGACGCACGAGCUGCUCGGGAUCCCGUCGGUGUCGGCGCGGUUCGGCACGGACCCCGAGCCGUGGAACUGGGGCAUGUGGCUGGCGGCGCGCAUGCUGCCCAAGGCCGCGCUGAAGGACGCGGAGACCGUGAAGCCGCUCGUCGCGCUCCUGGACCCGAUCGUCCGCCUGCUGGACCCGCUCGUCGGCGAGCGCGUCGCGAUGGAGGUCGAGGUUGAGAUGGAGAGCGGAGUCAUUGCGGGGGGUCUCUACCGCCACAAGAAGCUGUCGGAGGCGGUCGGACAGUGCACGGCGGUGUUCGCGACGCAGCUCGCGUCCGGCGGCACGGCGCCCGGCGUGUGGUACCCGGAGGAGCCGCAGGCGAUCGCAGACCGGCGCGCGCUGUUGGAGGCUGCGGCGAAGGACGCGGAGGCCUUCAUUCUGAACAGGCCGCCGUGGAUGUUCGAGACCGAGGCCAAACAGAUCGGCAUGGGGCUCUACUGGUAG
Molecule: messenger RNA, 1323 nt
Organism: Pedinophyceae sp. YPF-701
Lineage: Eukaryota; Viridiplantae; Chlorophyta; Pedinophyceae
Source: the annotation of a GenBank genome assembly